Molecule: messenger RNA, 957 nt
Organism: Perkinsus marinus ATCC 50983
Lineage: Eukaryota; Perkinsozoa; Perkinsida; Perkinsidae
Exons: 1
Coding region: 1-957 (318 amino acids)
Source: RefSeq, a predicted model, not a curated record
AUGCCAGCUCCUAUCUCACCCGGCGGCAUAGGUAUCGCCGCUGCAUGCUUGUCCAUCAAUGUAGUGAUCUCCCUCUACAUGAAAUUGGAUAUUCAUUGGCGAGUCGUAGUAGGCGCCAUCAGAUGUGUGUGUCAAUUGCUCAUACUAGGGUUACUCUUCGCCACAGUAUUCUCGAGUGACCAGGUUUGGCCCGUGAUCUUGAUGACUGUGUUCAUGCUCAGUGUUGCCUCUUUUGAAGCGUAUCAGAGGCCUAAGCACACAUACCCCGGGUUCAUGCGCACUAUAGGCUUGGCAAUGACUGUGAGCUGCUUCCCGAUGGCUCUCAUUAUGACCAACUUCGUGUUGUCUCUGGGCAGUAUGUGGUGGCACCCUCGUUAUUACCUCCCCAUGUUGGGUAUGAUGACCAACAAUGGUUUAAGUGCGAUAUCGCUCGCAGCUGAUAGGCUACUAACUCAGCUUGUGGACAAAAGGGCUGCAAUUGAGGCAGAGUUGUUGACGUCGAGUCACCCUAGACAGGUUAUACUACCGAUUCACAGAGAGGCAGUUCGGGUGGGUAUGAUGCCGACUCUCAACACAUUAGCCGUAGUCGGUCUCGUUGCGAUUCCCGGCAUGAUGGCAGGACAGUUAUUGGGCGGCGCAGAUCCACUGACAGCAGCGAAGUACCAGAUAGUGGUCACUAUCAUGAUCGCCUCUACGAGUUCUCUUGCGAGCUUUGUUGUCACUCGGUUGAUGCUGAAAGAUUUGGUCAACAAAGACGGCACUUUGCGCUUCGAUGAUCUUCACUUCAGAGGCUCUUCGGGGGCUGACUUUGUGACUAAGGUGGUAUGCUUGUCGGUGGCUAAGCUCGGAGAAGUAUUAAAGCUGGUUUUCUGCUGCGGUUGUGUGAGAAAGGCUCGUAGGGACGACGCUCCCUCGAGGACCCCUGAGCAUACCAAAGGCCUUCUCGCACAAGCCUGA